GAGCCCACUGAGGUGAGAGGAAGAACUCUUGAGCUGCUUGGUUCUAAUCUGACAGAAAAGCAGCCAUGGAGAUGGUAUCUGAGCAAUUCAAUGGGAGCCAAAUAUGGAUGCCCUCUCCGUUUGACGUCAAUGGCUCAGUGGGGCCAAGCAAUGGCUCCAACCAGACUGAGCCAUACUAUGACAUGACAAGCAAUGCAGUCCUCACGUUCAUCUACUUCGUGGUGUGCGUUGUCGGGCUGUGCGGCAAUACGCUUGUCAUCUAUGUCGUCCUCCGCUAUGCCAAGAUGAAAACCAUCACCAACAUUUACAUCCUCAACCUGGCCAUUGCAGACGAACUCUUCAUGCUGGGGCUGCCCUUCCUGGCCAUGCAGGUGGCACUGGUCCACUGGCCUUUUGGCAAGGCCAUCUGCAGGGUAGUCAUGACUGUAGACGGCAUCAAUCAGUUCACCAGCAUCUUCUGCUUGACCGUCAUGAGCAUCGACCGUUACCUAGCCGUGGUCCACCCUAUCAAGUCAGCCAAGUGGAGGCGACCUCGGACAGCCAAGAUGAUCAAUGUGGCCGUGUGGGGCGUCUCUCUGCUGGUCAUUUUGCCUAUCAUGAUAUAUGCUGGCCUACGGAGCAACCAGUGGGGGAGGAGCAGCUGUACCAUCAACUGGCCAGGUGAAUCUGGGGCGUGGUACACAGGGUUCAUUAUCUAUGCCUUCAUCCUGGGUUUCCUGGUGCCCCUCACCAUCAUUUGUCUUUGCUACCUGUUUAUCAUCAUCAAGGUGAAGUCCUCUGGAAUCCGAGUGGGAUCAUCCAAGAGGAAAAAGUCAGAGAAAAAAGUCACCCGAAUGGUGUCCAUAGUGGUGGCUGUCUUCAUCUUCUGCUGGUUGCCUUUCUACGUCUUCAAUGUCUCUUCCGUGUCCGUGGCCAUCAGUCCCACCCCGGCCUUGAAAGGCAUGUUUGACUUUGUGGUGAUCCUCACCUACGCCAACAGCUGCGCUAACCCCAUCCUGUACGCCUUCUUAUCUGACAACUUCAAGAAGAGCUUCCAGAAUGUUCUCUGCUUGGUCAAGGUGAGUGGUACAGAUGAUGGGGAACGGAGCGACAGUAAGCAGGACAAAUCCCGGCUGAAUGAGACCACGGAGACCCAGAGGACCCUCCUCAACGGAGACCUCCAAACCAGUAUCUGAGAUACCUGGAAACAUGACACGCGGGCGCGUGCACACACGCAUGCACAAGCCAAGCCUGCCUCUUGGCAGCGCACUUCCCACCCACCCGCUUCCUGCCACCCCAACCAUCAUAGCUGGCUUGUUCUACAUGAGCCCAGUUCAGGGGACAGGAUUUGAGUCUGCUUGUCAGAGAGUAGAGUCACUGAUUAUGUCUCCCUUAAAGUGAACGUUUUCGUGCAGGCAGACAAUUCAAAGCCUGGAGAAGAGGACAUCAUUGCCUGGGUGUGACGUUGAGGAAAGCAGCUGCCCAGGAGAAAUCGAAACAAACAAAAAAACAAACAAAAAAAACACAA
Messenger RNA from Phodopus roborovskii (desert hamster), 1507 nucleotides. It is a transcript of the gene Sstr2, whose product is annotated as somatostatin receptor 2. Gene Ontology annotation, biological process: cellular response to glucocorticoid stimulus; cellular response to estradiol stimulus; neuropeptide signaling pathway. Gene Ontology annotation, cellular component: membrane; neuron projection. Gene Ontology annotation, molecular function: neuropeptide binding; somatostatin receptor activity. The record is from RefSeq and is a predicted model, not a curated record. The transcript has a single exon. Lineage: Eukaryota; Metazoa; Chordata; Mammalia; Rodentia; Cricetidae. Bases 66 to 1175 code for a protein of 369 amino acids.